Fusarium mangiferae is the source of this 3273-nucleotide messenger RNA. RefSeq lists its product as uncharacterized. The transcript has 3 exons. NCBI's taxonomy places the organism in Eukaryota, Fungi, Ascomycota, Sordariomycetes, Hypocreales, Nectriaceae. Bases 1 to 3273 code for a protein of 1090 amino acids. The record is from RefSeq and is a predicted model, not a curated record. Gene Ontology annotation, molecular function: nucleic acid binding; zinc ion binding.
AUGUCGUCAGAUCUUGUACAGUCGGCCGUCAGUGGUGGGGAAAGCUACAUCUCACCCACUACAAACCUUCAACCUGACUCUCCAGAAUAUGAGAAGGUUGAGGCUAUGAUGGGCAGAAUCAUGGACUUCAUGUGUCAACAGUUCCGCAACAUGAAUGAUCGCCUUUCUGAGCUCAAAAUCGAGGUCGGCGAGAUCAGCGGCUCUAAAACGAUGUUAGCUCUUGAUCGAAUCAAUGAGCGCUUGAGCCAUUUCGAUGAUAUCAAUGCACGCUUCAACGAGGCCGGCAUGCUUGAUCACGGCAAGAUCAGGGCCCUUGAUGUCUUCAACGGGCGCCUCUUCAGCAUUGAAGAGGACAUCAAAUGCCUCAAACACGCCAUCCAAGGCGCCGCCGACGACUCUGACGACUCCAUCAAGCGCUACCUCGGCAAGGUCGAUGAUCGUCUUAGCAAUCUGGAAAGCAACCUGCACCGCCUGGAGGACAGGAUGUUUGCCAACCUUGAUGGUGCGAUUGAUGACGAAACGGGCUUCAUUACGGUCGUGAUGGACGCCCUUGACUUCCAAAAGCUGGACGCGAUGAACCCGACUGAGAUAGCCCAGAAGCUUCGCGAAAAGGGUUCAGGCUGGAAGAUUGAAAGUAUCAAGCUCAAGGCUCCCAAGACCGCCGACCAGCAACACCAAGUCAUCAUCAAUUUCUUGACUAGGGAGUCAGAGGCGUACAUGCGGCAGCACAUUUCAGAGAUGAGUGAGCUCUUCGGUCUUGAGCACGGUGUCUAUUGCCUUUCGCCGGUCUAUACCAUGCACGUCGAGCAUCUGGUGCCACACUUGUCCAAAGGAGGCAUGGGACACAAAGAAUUGGAAGAAGCUCUUCUCAAAGCCCUGGAUGUAAAAGGCAUCAAAGCGAAGGUAACAUACGAACGCAUGCUACUCAAGACCCAGGACUUCGAUCUUGUCAGUCGGCUUUGCUUCACAGGCGUGACCCUACUUGGUCAUUACUACGAGAUUGUACCAUUUUGCGUUCAGGGCACCCCGCUCUUCUGCUACAGGUGCUGGAAGACAGGUCAUUUCAAGGAUGACUGCACCGUCAGUGUCAUGCUGUGCGGGCGGUGUUCUGGUGCCCAUGAUACAAGGGGCUGCAAGGCGGCUUCUCGCUGCUGCAACUGCAACGGCCCUCAUGUCACCUGGUCACUGGAGUGCACAAUCAGUUUAUCCAGGGAGGAGCACCGCGCGUCGGCUUGGUAUCGACAGCUCGUCCCUCACUGGGCUAAGCAUUUGCCCAAGACCGGAAAGCCUAUUCUUCCAACGGUUACCAAAACUAAGCCGGCGAAGGCAAAGGCGAAUCCCGCUGAAAGCUCGCCUACUAAGUCUGGUGAACAAAGCGGCGCAUCUUCUUCCAAGGCGGCCGAGAAACGACCGGUUGGUAGGCCGAAAGCGCUGCCAUCCAAGGAGCCUGGGCAACAGACGCUUGGUCACUUCUUGAAGACUGGGGUGAUCGGAUCAUCUCCUGCCGCCUCCACGGAACCUUCUUCGUCUCCAGACGCAGACAUGACCGGUACGGAUACUGUCCCUCUCCCGCCAAGCGAGGGGACAGGAGUUCAAAGCCCCGACACUCAGUCUUCGACAGCCGAUGCUAGUAGCUCUUCUGUCAGUGACGUUGACAACUCUCUUACGGCCAUGGAGAUGGACACAGACACAAACACCACAUCAUCUUCGACGCCGAGUGCUAGUCAGUCUUCUGGCAGUGAUGGUGAUAGUGGCGCUGCAGAUAUGGAUAUUGAUACAGUUAGCACAGCAGACAACGGGCCGGUCGAAGCCGAGACACCCGGGUCCGAGCCAUCAAAGCCCAGCAGCAGUACAAAGGCCAAGAGCGAUCCGAAAGGGGGCAAACAAGGAAGCAACAACAGCAACAAGAACAGUAAUAAGAACGGCAACAAGAAUAGCAAGAAUAGCAAGAAUACUAAUAAGAACAACAACAAGGACAAGAAUAACAGCACCGCCAAGCAAACGACAACCCAGACAAGUACACCAUCUUUGGUACCCGAUCCUUCUCAACAAGAAACCGGUAAUCAGCCAGGCGGUGCAAGCGAAAAUAGAAAGAGGUUUUCCUGGAAGGAGUUCAAGGCAUUGAAGAAGGCAAGGAAACAGGCGAAUAAAUCUGCUUCAGUCAACAAUACCCCUGCUCCUGUCAGCGACGCACCUGUUACCGACGUUCCUGCUACCGACGCUCCUGUCGUUAGUUCUACCACGCCUCUGGAUUCUGGUAUCAUUUCGACACCCAUACCUCCAGCAGGUGCUACGUCUGCACCAGCUACGCCUUUGCCUGCUGUGUCUGUACCCGCUGUGUCUGUACCUGAUGCGUCAGUUCCUGCUACAUCUGCGCCACCUCCUCUUCCGCCUAUACCUACUGCUAGCACUCCUUCUAAUAGCGUUCCAACCGCUAGUCUACCCUCUACUAUCAACGGCCCUUCUACCCCUAUGUUUCCUACUUUCAGCAACUUGUUGCCACCGCCUCCCGUUGUUGGUAUCGCCCAACCUUCGGGCUUCAACUUCGAAGAGAUUUCACAGCCGGUGUCUCCCUCCGGCAAGCCGGCAAGGGCCGCAGUUGCUAGUGAGGAGGCGGCCGCUGCAGUCGCAUCACUUCCAGCUCUUGCCCCACUUCCUGCCGCUGUCCCCAGUUCAUCUCCUCCGUCGUCUACACCUCCCGGCUCCAUGGGUCAGCUCUUUCAGCUUCUCCAGCAGAACUUCGGAGAUGCUCGUACAAUGGAGGCUCCCAAGCACCUCCUUUCCGUCCCUGCAGCAUCUUCUACUGCGACGUCUAAUGAAUCGCUCGCUGGUGGCUCUGGAGCUCUUCCGGGACCUUCGUCUAGCCCCGACGAUCCCCCCCGCGCCCCUCAUACUGGGCGCAAGUCUCUAGUAAUCGACUGGACUAGCGACGAAGAUGCAAAACCAUCUUCUCGUCGGCCCAGGUCGAGCGCUGUUCCGCCGCCCAGUUCAGCCGCAUCAUCUUCGACCAAUUCAACGACUACCGAACCUCAUAUCCGUACCGUCAGACUCGCCCAGUCGUCUGAUCAAGCUCGCUCAGCAAAGAGGGCUCGUCGCACAUCCGGCGACCUCACUUUUGUUUCCAACGCUGCCGAAAUCAACGACCGCUUCGUGAACAUCCAACCAGCUCUCGACCGUCUCAGCGAGAUCUUCAUGAGAGGCAAUGCGGUUAUCAUUACUGAGGAUAGAAUCUCCGCCCGGAAGACGAUGAAGAGCGCUCUGAUACUCUCAUGA